This is a messenger RNA of Colletotrichum chrysophilum, 747 nucleotides long. RefSeq lists its product as uncharacterized. The coding region runs from base 1 to 747 and encodes 248 amino acids. NCBI's taxonomy places the organism in Eukaryota, Fungi, Ascomycota, Sordariomycetes, Glomerellales, Glomerellaceae. The record is from RefSeq and is a predicted model, not a curated record. The transcript has 2 exons.
AUGGCACAAGCUUGUCAGAAGUGCAAGAAGGAUAUCACGGACGAAGCAGCAGAGUGCUACCGCUGCGACGUCAAGUAUUGCUCCAAGAGCUGCCAGAAUCUUCACUGGAAGAAAAGUCAUGCGCUCGGACUCGCACCGCCAAUCCCUCUGAGCCACCUAACUUGGAACCCAUCGAGGCCGACCCCAAGCCGCGGUCUGGAGGCGCCUAUCAUGAAUGCUUUCACGAAUCUGGAGAAGCGCACCUUCCUGCACAACCGCCCCGAGAAGGACGUCUACAAGAUCCUCAUCGACUGCUAUCGCCUUCGCAUGGAAGAUGACGCCAAGAUCGUCGGUAUCAUGGAGCCAGACUCCAUCUACGCAUCUCGGUCCAGCGACGGGAAAGCCGGAUUUCGACGCUUCUUGGAAACGGCAAGGAGAUCGGUCAACGGAAAGCUCUUGCCGCCUUGGUGGAAUGAUGAGAAGCAACAAGAGUGCGAGGUCAUGGCUGCUGAUGUGAGUGGGUGGUCGAGCCUGAAGACCAAGCUUAGCAAGGCAGACGUCAUCCAGCACUAUGGCGACGACCACUUCCCGAUGCAGCUGCGCAUGCUUGGGGAGUUCGUUUGGGGAUCGGCGCCUGGCGGACAGGAUGGUACUCAGAUGAGACGCAUGUUGGCAUCGCGGGAGACAAGUACUGCCGGUCCAGGUUUCGUGGAUGUAUCGCACAUUGACAGCACUACUGGAACCGGGUAUAGCUCGGCCUUCAAUUGA